UGUCUAUGCUGCUCGCCAGUGAAUGAGUCCGCUCAGACUCAUGCUGUUAAACAUUGCAGCCUCUUCCUCUCUUUUUCUUCCACCAUUCUCUCUGUCCUUCUCUGCCUUUGAAGCAGACAGAGGAGCAUCGACACGGCAACGGAGCCACCAACGAGCCACGGAGAAGCCUGGAAACGAACCUUGCUGAGGGCGCUAGGAGCUUCUGAACAUUUCUAACAACAGCUGAUAAAUCUGUGAAACAUUUCCAAAGGCAGGUAGAAGCAACAGAUUGCCCUUUAGGUGCAACUGUUGCUGGUAGCCCACCUGAUCUGAGACAAAGCUGGCAUCUGUGGAUUUGGAAAGACAGUUUCUCUGAAUGCAAGAAAAGCAUUUGCUCUGCCCAAAGCAGGAGGAACUAACAAUGUCAGGCGACAAGAAGAGAGAUCUUUAAUUCAAUUGGGAAAGCAACACGGUUCAAGGCGUGAACAUCACCUUCACCACCAUCAUCAUCUUCUCCUAUCAUUCAUCGUUUUGCAGAAACCAAAGACCACAAGUCAUUUGUAUUCACAAAAUAGAUGGAGGAUGUUAGUUCAGAGGUAAGCUGUGAAUCGCAAAGAGCAACACCGAACCUAAUCCGUGUAAAGAUGCAGAUAAGGGUCACCAAGUGAUGCCAGAAAAUCCACAAUGAAAUGACUUCUGAAGACAGGUAAAAGAGCAGGAUGUAUUCAAGUAUAUAAUAAAGAAGAAAUCAAGAAAAACUAGCAAUGUCAGGCAGAUGUUCUUUUCAAACAAAAACUGGAUGAACACGAAGAAAGCGAGCAUCCAUAUCUCGCUAGAAUACUUUCUUUUUUCUAUGAUGUUUUUGCACCUGUGGAGGUUGCUUCUUUAAAAUCAUUCAAACCUUACUUUCUCCUUAACUUUUGCUGCAAAGUGCUGCAACUAAAUCUCUGCACCGAUUUAAGGCGGUGUUGGCAUUCUUGUUCCGACUCUACUUUUCGGGGUGAAGUGGAUCUGCCGUGGGGGCAGCUGACAGCCGUCCAAGACGCCGCGAGCCGUACUCCGCGUGAAGAAUGCCCAGCCGCGCUUGGCCAAGCCGGCCGACCCGGGCCCGACGGCGGGCCUCUACAUGGAGAGAUCACAGAGCCGCAUCAGCCUCUCGGCGUCCUUUGAGGCCCUCGCCAUCUACUUCCCGUGUAUGAACUCCUUCGAUGAGGACGAUGGUGUGGAUACAGAUGGCAGAAAGUUGAAGGGAGCCAUCCAGAGGAGCACGGAGACGGGUUUGGCUGUGGAGAUGCCCAGUCGGACCGUCCGCCAGGCCAGCCAUGAAUCCAUAGAGGACAGUAUGAACAGCUACGGCUCUGAGGGGAAUCUUAACUACAGUGGGAUGUGUCUUGCAUCUGAUGCUCAGUUCAGUGAUUUCUUGGAUGGGAUGGGACCAGCCCAGUUUGUUGGGAGACAGACGCUUGCAAUGACAUCCAUGGGUGAUGUAGAAAUCGGCCUGAUGGAAAGAAACGGAGGUCUGGAAGUAGAAGUUGUUCAAGCCAGAAGACUCACCAUAAAACCAGGUUCAAAGGGACCUCCAGCGGCGUACAUCAAAGUUUACCUCCUAGAGAACGGGAUCUGUGUGGCCAAGAAAAAGACCAAAGCAGUGAGGAAGUCUCUGGAUCCUCUCUACAAUCAGGUCCUGGUCUUUUCUGAAAGCCCACAGGGGAAAGUGGUGCAGGUGAUUGUUUGGGGGAACUAUGGACGAAUGGACCGCAAAAGCUUCAUGGGCGUAGCUCGAAUUCUGUUGGAGGAGCUUGACCUCAGCACGAUGGUGAUUGGCUGGUACAAGUUGUUCCCUAGCUCCUCAAUGGUGGAUCCAACAAUGGCGCCACUCAUCCGCCACUCAUCUCAAAUGUCGCUGGAGAGCACCAUUGGACCAUGUUGUGAGAGAUCCUAAGACUCAUGAAAAAACUGUAAAGUUUUAUGUUUUUGCUCAGAUUCUAUUGCUAAACUGAGUCUGAAGACAUGUUUUUUUAAAACCCUGUAGCUCUGCACCCAGGUCAGCCAGACAGUACUUCACCUGGACCAGGAACAUGAUAGGAUUCACUCUCAAAAGGAAUUUUACAAGUCUAUCCACACUCGGGAAUAAUUGCAAUUGAAAAGUUAUUGUGCUAACCAGCUGGUUAUCCUGCAUUCAUUUGAAAUGUAUAAGAAUUUUGAAACCGUAUCAGAUUGUUUCCUGUGACUCAUAGGAACCACAUUUCUUUUGUUGUUGUAACCAACCAUCCCUCAGACUCAAAGGGAAAUUUCACUCUCUUCAGAUCUCUUUGAUGGAAAAAAAGAAAAACCUCCUUAAUGAGGAUACUUCAAAGCAGAGCUUGGCUGCCGACAUUGAUUACAUCCUAUUGGGACACUGCAGGCUCAGUUUUGCUUCAGCUUCCCGCCUUCUUUGCAGCCUACAUUCAACCCUCAUUCCCAGGGCUGCUUGUUGUCUUUCUAAAUCCUUAUUAGUGACUGGAUGACUCCUGAGUAAAAUCUGACUAUUCACCCUACUGAUCUAAAAGUCAGUCCACAUCAACUGUUUGAGAACCUAGCUCCUAUCAAUAGAUAUUUAUGCAACAGGACUAAAUUAUGUGUUGCAUUUAACCAAGAAAUGAUGGAUUCAAUCAUGCAAAAUAAGCUGUUUUUUUUUUUCUUUUUGCGUAUUUCACAUUAGCAGAUUGUUCAACUCCUUGGCUAACACUUUAAAUAUGUGAGUGAUCUAGGCAUGGCUGACAGCUGUUGUAGCCUCUGGAAGGAUCCAGAUCUUAACCUAAAGUUAGGAAUCAUGAGCACACAGUUUGUUAGAGCCUCGUCUCAUAGCAUUUAGCUGCAAUUAACUGGUUCACCUGUGGACCUAAGGUAUAGGGCUUAAUUGUUCUCAAUCCCCAAUGCAAAGUACUAAUGUUUGCUAAUUCCACUGGUAAAUAACUCACAUCAAUUGAAGUGCUUUCAGUCAGUUAAGUUGAUGUUGUGUUGGUUAUAAACAGAAAUAUACAUCCUUUCUAGUAACAAAAAAGUGACUUUUUGAAUAUAGUUUUAGUCUAAUUAGAGUUUCAAUGCCUGUGCAGUCAAAGAUAAUUACAACAAAGAAAUAUUCUGAGUCUUUUCUGUGAAUUGUGAAUUCUUGUGUAAAAAACAAUUAUAAAAGUCCUCCGGAUUAUUUCCUGGUGCAAAAACUGAAAAUUGCAGUUACGAACAAUCUUACACCUAAAUUAAGUAACCUUUUAUGCAUGCAAUCUAUUCUAUUAGAUUAUGAUUUUACUGUAAAGUAGCUAAUGUUAAAAGCAUGACAUUAGCACAAUUAAAUCUUGUUGAGGCCUAAUGUACCCAGUAUGAAACAGCUAGGUAUAAACUGCGUCUAAAACAGUGUUUGGUCUUUUUUUUUUUUUUUUUCUUUGGUUUUGGUCGGUUCAUUUUCAACUUCCUUGUGCAGGUCACACUGAAUGCAGUGGUCAGUAUUACUGAGUUGUAUUACUAUAAAAAAAGGGAAAAGUUAAAUCUUGGUAGCUGUAAAGAGCCAACAGUUACCUGUGUACCCUGGUGCAGUUGUAGCAUGCUCCUUAACCAGAUUUCUAACAUUCCUCUCUUCUUUUUUAAGCUUUGGUGAAUAACAGUUUCUGUUGUGCCAAUUUUGCAACCAGCACGUGUCUUCUUCCACUUCCUCAGUUACCUUUUGGCAUGUGCCAUUGUGAGGGGACAGCAGAAAUAUCCACUUGCACCAUCUAACAGCAGCAUUCAGGCUGUGCAGAGAAGCGUCCCUUUCAUUCUAAAUUAAAGCCCUGAUCCCCUGAAAGCCAAGCCACCUGGUGAUUAGCCAUGCUUCGACUGAAAACUGGAGGGAGGAAGAGAGGAAGGAAAAGGAGAGUGAGAAAGAGAGCAUGAAAUGUUCUUUGCACCAUCCAAACAAAGGAUCUGUCUGGAAUGACGUCAUGUUUUACAGACUUCAAAAGAGAACAGAGAAAUAGGAUGAACUUAAAAGGAACACAAUGUGCACACUGUAGAGACAUUUUAUUACAGAGCAAAAAUCAUUUAUUUGGGCACUUUAAGAACCUAAUGUCUUUUUCUAUGUAAAUAUUACCACUGUUUGUGUCUUUUGGUGUGAGCCAAAGUAAAUCUGUCUUGAUUAAUGUUAAAACACAAUGGAAGGAGGCAAAGAUAUCCUAUCCUGAGACUGUUGCAUUAGUUGGUAGCAUCUGCAUGACAAGGUUAAAAACGUCUUCUACUUAGCACAAAACCUGAUAACAUUUAGCAUGAGCUAUAAAUUACACAGAGGGGUCAGAAAGAGAACCAAAAUAAAAGCAUUGGUUUGAAUUGAGGAACAUUUCUAUGUAGCAUUUUGAUUCAGUUUCUUAAUAUGUUUUGAUUUCAGCUGGUUCUUUUUAAAAAGACAGAAGAAAGAUAAAGUUUCACAUCGAGAGAUUUACUUUUUUGUUAGCUAGAGACAACAUUUCUGAUUAAAACCAGUCCGGUUCCUGUAUUCAUGCUCUAAUACAAAUAAUUUUUUUAAGACUUGGCAAAAGUUGCCUCUGCUUUGUCAGUAGCAUUGUUACACGGAUAUUGAAGCAGUUUUCAAGCAAAUCCGUUGCAUUCUGUAAAGCAAUAAAAUAUCCAGAUUUUUUGGUAUUCACACACAAUACAAACCUACAAAACUAAUGAUUUUCAUCAGUUUAUUAAUUGUGUUUGACAACCCAAUUUAGAUGGGAGGUAUAUGCUUUGCAUGUAUGUAUGUUUAAACACAUUUGACACGCACUUUGUAAUAAAGAAAAUCCCAACUAGACACUUUUGUUGAGAUUAAUUACCUACUUAUCAGUGUUUAAAUUCCCUAUAGAGAGGCUACAUACCUUUUGUACAUUCACAAAUUUUGUGUAAAUGUAUAAAUAGCUGAAGCUAGGAGAGUCAUCCUUUGCCCAGGAAUCAUUGUCAGCUCUGAUUUGUCAAUUCUUUUAAGUUAAAUAUUGCCUGGUUCAUACAGCAGGAUUUUUAUUUCAAUUUUUGACCCCAUCUUCCACCUUCUGACAUGCCCUGAUCAUCGUGAUGACUGUUAAGAUAAUCCUAUGAGAUAUUCCUGCUAUGCGUGGUGUGUUAAGAGUGAUGUAAUCUGCUACUCUGAACUUACGUUUGAUCUCGAGAGGUUUUGCGAGAUUUCCCGUCUGACAUGUUCGCGAGUGAAAUCUGUUUGUUUUGUAUUGUGCUGGCUGUGUGGCUGUGCACAAUGCACUGUAGGACCAAAUCGGUUGUAUCUACAAUUUUUUUUCGGAAUGUGUGGGGUCUCUCAGGUUUUGAAAAUCAACCGACAAUUUUUAAAUCUUGCCGUGUGAAUCAGGCAUUGGGCUCGGCCCAAAGUUCCAUAUCAGCUCUGAAGAAACUGAAGGAUUUGAGGUCAAAAGCACACCGGGCUGAACUCGCUGCAAGACAAAUCCUGUACUCGACAGUAGAGUUUUGUAGAAAAGAGAUGGAGUUUUAAAGACAAUAAGCAGAUAAUGGCUCUGCUUGAAAAGUGAAAGGUGCUGUGUUCAGCUAUAAUUAUGAAUUUGUCUGGAAGUACUAGUGACAGAGGGGAAGGCAAACAUCAAAAGAAAAGAAAGUUGUCAUGAAACAUCCAGAGAGCAGCUGUGGAAGGAACUCUGUUUCCAGAUCUCCAGCUUUUUUUCAGCUCAGUCAGGGGACGUAUGAUGGAUAUCUUGUAUCGGUGUACAACUGUUACACCAAACUAAAUUCUAACCACAGCAAAGUGCUAGGCUCAUCAAGCUUUGCACUGGUCUGCACUUUCACUUUGCUCACUAUAGGGCAAAACUGUUGAGGCAUGUACAACACAAAUGAUUGUUUUCAGAGUACUGUGCUACGAUUGCAGUGUCUGAUUUGAAAGCCCCUUAAGUGUGCCCUCAAAUUGGAUAAAGACCCUGCUGCAGUGCAGAAAAAUACACUGCUCCAGUGUAGAAAUCCACAACAUGAAUGGUCUUUGCAGGGUCUUGGCAAGUUUCCCAGGACUCUCCAUUAUAAGUGAUUUAGCUUGAAAAUUUGUCAGCAGCUUUGAGCAUACAAACCCCCCCAGAACGAGGUCAUUGUGGUUUCUUGUUAUAGUGUUGGCAGCUAUUAUUACAUUUUUAAGAUCAGACAACCAGAUAUGCUGGUAGCAUAAUCCAUGUGCAUUUUUUUUUUCUUGCAAUAUAUUUCAAGGAGAGAAUCAACUGGUGUAAAAUUCUGAGCUGAACUGUCAGACUCCAUUUUGUUGGAUGCAGGAUCGUUUUAGACAACGAGAUUUACAUUUAGUAGCGUGUUAAUAAAAUAUUCUUAACAAUUAGAAUAACCAAUGGCUGAAAAAAACCAUUACAUUACUAUUUUCAAACUUCAGGUUAUGUUAGUAAAGCUGUAUGAAUAUCAUAUAAACAUAUUUAUAUCUACAUGAAAUAACUUCUAACUAUGACCCAGGGAAUGUGUUUACUUUUUGUGCCAAAAUUAUAAUUUAUUUGUGAGAACUAAAAACCCAAGUGAUCAACAUUGGGAAAGGAACUUCUACCUGACUUUAAAUUUAGAAAGGAAGUCAGAUUUUAUUCCUAUUAGUUCAACAAUAUGUCUACACUCAAUAAGAGGUGUCCUGUACCCCACUUAAAUGCCACAUUGUAUAAGUCUGUAGAUUUAGCCAAGAUAAACCCUAAUGAGAGUUACACUUGUAAAGUUACUGCCUGUCCAUGUCACUUACACAAUAACAUGCAUUAAUUUGGCAUUAAAUAAAAGAAGUUGGCAAAUUUACUUGAUUGCAAUACCCUAGUAGCUAAUCUAAAAUUCCCUCUGAUGGCAUGUAUCAUGUGGCAUGUAUGCGGUAAGUAGCUUUUCUAAGGAGGAAAUUCGCUGAAAUGUUUCUGUGCUAAUGAUAGGAAGGAAACAAAGUGUACAUUGCCACCACUGACAGAAUCAAAGCCACUUGUUAGAAAUGAUUGUAUACUUUUGUUUGUCGAAAGCUGCUUUGUCUGCAACUUUAGGGUUAUUUCAGAUGUUUUGUUACUUUAAAGUCUAAUAAAUGAGUAAUGUUAUAGUUCUCACCAAAACUUGUAGGUUUAUGGUUUCCCUAUGAUUCUGUCUGUCACUUGAAUGUUAAAAUGUAUACUUUUAUGAAUUGUAAUGUAAGUAGAGGCCUUUAAACACAUGAUACACAUUAUGUCCGGCCUAAGGACAAGGAAUGGUCAUGUUAUUGUAUCCAAACAUUGCAAAAACAACAACCACAACAACAAAAAAACGGUUUAACGGUGUCACCCUUUCAACCCAUUACCAGCUGUUCUGAAACUAUGGAGGUAUUUAUUUUCUGUGUGUGUUUCAAACAAAUUUUUCAGACUUAUAUUUCCACCUCCUUGGUUUGGGCCGAUAUGAACUGCUGAUUUUUUUUUUUUAUAUCUUUGAAAUCUAUGUUUUGAGUCAAUCAAGUAAAGAUAAACACUGGAAUGUUGCCAUUUAAUAAGAAUUUUAGUGCACUUUUGCUGAUUUCUUUUGAACUUCUUUAAGGUUGCAUUUCUGUAAAACACAGUAGUUCUUCCAGUGAUUAAAACACACUAUUUUAUGUGGAUAGUUCAAUAUUUUAAGAAAUCUACAAUUUCUCCGCCUUUCCAGUUAAGAUCACAUUAUCAUUUGGCUUGAUAAUUUUUUAUAUUAGCAUUUUUGUUGCAACACACAUGACUACAUUAAUACAACCAAUAUCAGUUUAUUAGUUAAACAAGAGUGUUUACAGAUAUUCAGUUAAAUAAUUAAUUAGGUCAUAAUAUCAUGAACUUCGAUAAUGACAAAUAGGCAACUAUUCUAACUGGUUCAAUCAACUAUUCUUUCUCUUCACUUUUUAAAUAAUAAUUUAAAUCAAAUAUACUGUUUGAAUAACAAUGUCUGGCCUGCUAUAAAUGUGUACUAAAAUUUCAGCUUUCUAUUUCUCUGGAAGAAUUGGGAAACUAUUUUAAGGCUGUAACCUUUAGUUUUACUUCAUCAUUUACAUGCUGUAACUAAAACACUCAGGUGGAUUGGUUCAGAUGAUGUUUUGAUCUGUUUAGGACACUCACUGGAAAUUUGCCUGUUUUAGCAGAAAAAGCACCUAAAAGGAUUGGCUUUAAAGUCCAAUAGACACUGCUCAGAAAAAUGCUUUUCUUACUGAGUGACAAAAUAUUUUGGACGUUUUUUUUAUCUGUUUUUAAAUUGAUAGCAUGUCAUUUUGAAAGAACAUAACGUUGAAGGAGUGGGAGGAUGUAAGGGUUGAUACAACACCUUCGUGGCUGUUACAAAACAUUAGCUGGUGGAUCCCAGUAGCAUAAGAUUUCCUCUUCUCUGCUGUGGUGCAGACACAGCAGUUAUUAAACUACACCCCCUCCAUUCAAGAUACCCUCUGUCUUCCCUAAACAAUAUACAUAAAAAUGUUCCUUCACAUCCCAUCGGACGCAUCCUCCCAUCUGAUGUGUCCCACAUUAACACGAGUGAAAACAUGUUCAGGCUGUGUGACACCAGUGAGAAUCAAAGUGCAAUCAUCUUUCAUCUCAGAGUUCUGGUGUUAGUCAUAUUUUGCCAGGCUUACACCGGUGAGCCCCCCAAAAACAUCCAAAUGUCCCCUAUUGCUGUUACGAUACAAAGCCAUAUUAUUUUCAUUCACAGCCUUCUGUUUUCCUCUGUCAUGAGCAUUUACCCAGGGAUAGUUUGCCAAGUCUGUGAUUCUGUUUUAAGUCUCACCUUCACUGGUCUAAACUGUCUGUAGAUUUUUGCCUGUUAACUACUGAAUAUCUUCACUUGGAAAAAAAAUCAUCUUUUUACAUUUGAGCAAAAUAAGAUGUCUAUUUCCUUUUUUUUAGCUUGACUUGAUCAGCAUCAACAAAUGUUAGCAUAAACCUGGUGUUAUCCGAGCCCUAAGCAGCAGAAGCAUGUGUGCAUUGCUUUUAUUUGUUGCUCAUGUUUGAACAACUUGAAUACUUAUUUGUUAUCAGGGGAGUAAAACAAGGAUGUACCUUUUAGUUUUAUUCACUGCAUUUAGAUUCAGGCUAUAUUUGCAGAUUAUUUGAGAAACUAUUCUGUUGUUGAGUAAAUGCACAAUCUGGUGUACUGUUAUUCUAUUCCAGCUGUCAAUAAAAUGAUUUAAAGCCA
Messenger RNA from Girardinichthys multiradiatus, 9111 nucleotides. RefSeq names its product regulating synaptic membrane exocytosis 4 (gene rims4). Gene Ontology annotation, molecular function: small GTPase binding; transmembrane transporter binding. Lineage: Eukaryota; Metazoa; Chordata; Actinopteri; Cyprinodontiformes; Goodeidae. Gene Ontology annotation, biological process: regulation of membrane potential; calcium ion-regulated exocytosis of neurotransmitter; positive regulation of synaptic transmission. The transcript is spliced from 6 exons. The record is from RefSeq and is a predicted model, not a curated record. The coding region runs from base 1106 to 1921 and encodes 271 amino acids. Gene Ontology annotation, cellular component: cytoskeleton of presynaptic active zone; presynaptic membrane.